UUCCGCCGUUCCGAAGUUGCUGGGAGGCUUCGCGCGAUGUCCGGAGACAGCAGCGGCCGCCGGCCCGAGGGCCGGGGCCGGGGCCGCGAUCCGCACCGGGAUCGCACCCGCUCCCGCUCCCGCUCGCGGUCCCCGCUGUCGCCCGGGUCCCGCCGCGGCGCCGCGCCCGAGCGCAGGGAGGCCCCGGAGCGCCCGGGCUUGGAGGAUACCGAGCCGUCGGAUUCCGGGGACGAGAUGAUAGACCCGGCGAGCUUGGAGGAGGAGACCGACCCCAGCCUCUGCCGCCAGAUCCGCCAUCAGUACCGGGCGCUCAUCAACUCGGUCCAACAAAACCGGGAGGAUAUAUUGAAUGCCAGCGACAAGUUAACAGAGGUCCUUGAAGAGGCCAACAAUCUCUUUAAUGGAGUGUCCCGAGCAAGAGAAGCAGUCCUAGAUGCCCACUUUCUUGUUCUGGCUUCAGAUUUGGGCAAAGAAAAGGCAAAGCAGCUGCGUUCUGAUCUGAACUCGUUUGAUAUGUUAAGAUAUGUAGAAACUCUACUGACUCAUAUGGGUGUAAAUCCGCUAGAAGCUGAAGAACUCAUCCGUGAUGAAGAUAGUUCUGAUUUUGAAUUCAUAGUCUAUGACUCCUGGAAAAUAUCAGGCAAAACAGCAGAAAACACCUUUAAUAAAACCCAUACAUUCCACUUUCUGUUGGGUUCAAUACAAGGAGAGUGCCCUGUGCCAAAGCCACGAAUUGAACGUCCAAGAAAAGCUCGUAUGAUACAAGAGCAGCAGGCAAUGCCUGCCCAGUUAAAAAGAAUGGAAGAGUCUCAUCAAGAAGCAACAGAAAAAGAAGUAGAAAGAAUCUUGGGAUUGUUGCAGACAUACUUUCAAGAAGAUCCUGAUACUCCCAUGUCCUUCUUUGACUUUGUGGUUGACCCACAUUCUUUCCCCCGGACAGUGGAAAACAUCUUUCAUGUUUCUUUUAUUAUAAGGGAUGGUUUUGCAAGAAUAAGACUUGACCAAGACCGACUGCCAAUAAUAGAGCCUGUUAAUAUUAACGAAGAGAGUGGAGGAAUUGACCAGAAUACUCAGAUCAGGAACCAAGGAGUCAUAGCUCUGAGUUACCGAGACUGGGAGGAGAUUGUGAGGACCUUUGAGAUCUCAGAGCCUGUGAUUUCUUCAAGUCAGAGCCGGCAGAGGCUAAGUGCUUGACACCAGCUGAAGGGCCCCAUUCUUAAAAUUGUGUGUAACUGGUGAGAAGGGCAGAACCUGACCUAAUGGUUGCAAGUUCCCACCUUUGGAUUGAUUACUUUGGUGUUCUUAAGAUGUGCAGUUGAAAGAGACAGAGCAGAGGUUGUUCUUGGUUUGGCAUUCUCCCCUCCCCUGCAACAAAUGGAUAAAUGAGAUAAUGGAUCAUUGAAUCCUCCCAUCAGUUUUGCUCACUGUCCCAUUAGGUUUGCUUACUUUAUGCAGACAAAGUAGAAAAGGAAAAUUAAGAUAGAACUACCUUGGAAUGAUGUUGGUAAUGGGCAUUUCUGAAACCUAAGUUUUGCUUACGAAAUAAUUCUCCAUUUUUACAAAGGAGAUGGGGAAGGGAAUCUGAGAAAUGACCUGGUAUUCUGUACUGCACACAGCUGUGGGUGGGGAUCAGGAGAUGGGAUCCUGUUGGCCCUGCCCUUUUAAAAUGUCAGGCAAGUCAGUCCUCCUCUGCUUUGUUUUCCUUCUCUAUAAAUCUGUAAAAUGGGAUUCUGAGUUAGAUAGUUAAAAUUAGCUUUUCAGUACUUAGUGUAAACUCUUAAUAUAUGCUUCAAUUAUUUGAGCUGCUUUUGUUCCAAGGUAACUGAAGGGAAGAGGAGAACUGACUUAAGAUCUAUACUGUGGGUUUACCUGGGCCCUCACUGAGGAGGGGCUGGUUGGUAGAUUUCCUUUAUGCAUCUUAAAUGAACUUCUGAUUUACCAUUUAUAAACUGUUAACCAGCUCUUUCCCUCCUUUGUUUUUUAGGACUCACGUGGAUUCUCCCAUCUAAAAAGGAAAGCAGCAUGUAUUGUACAUAUUGUAUGAUCAAACAUUUUUAAAGAGAUUGUUUUUAAUAAAAUGUAGAUUUUGAUAGUUAAUGAAUUUGUCAUGUUUGUCUUUGAUUAAAGGAAAUUCAUUGCCAUAUGC
Odocoileus virginianus texanus is the source of this 2146-nucleotide messenger RNA. The record is from RefSeq and is a predicted model, not a curated record. NCBI's taxonomy places the organism in Eukaryota, Metazoa, Chordata, Mammalia, Artiodactyla, Cervidae.